Molecule: messenger RNA, 2163 nt
Organism: Benincasa hispida (wax gourd)
Lineage: Eukaryota; Viridiplantae; Streptophyta; Magnoliopsida; Cucurbitales; Cucurbitaceae
Product: Nuclear transport factor 2 (NTF2) family protein with RNA binding (RRM-RBD-RNP motifs) domain-containing protein
Cellular component (GO): cytosol; ribonucleoprotein complex
Molecular function (GO): mRNA binding
Source: RefSeq, a predicted model, not a curated record
UUGUCUAUGAAAGUCUGCAACCAAAAACCCAAAAAGGAAAAAAAAGAAAGAAAGAAAAAAGAAAAAAAAAAAAUCCCUUUAGCUUCCUCUUCCAUAGAUCUGCUGCAGCUGCCUUUGCCUUUGAGGUUUCUCCUUAUCGCCAUCUCUCCGAUCUCCGGCUUCCUCAUCGGCGCCACCGUCUCAUUUUUCCCUUAUUCUUUUAGGGUUUUCUUCCAUCAUUCCCACCAUAGACAAUCAACGAUUCGCCAUUUUUAACAAACUUAACAGAUUAAUUAACUAUUCUUACCUUCUAGGGUUUUCUGCUUCCGUUUUUUGUCACCCUGGAUCUACCCAUCUUCGUACUUAACGCAACUGGGUUUUAGGAUUUGGGGAUUUUGCAUGCUGUCCUCGGUGAACUGAGCUUUACUUUUUCCUCUGCGUUUUUUAUAGUUGCGAAAAUGGCAGCUUAUUCUGGAUCUGUCAGCGCUGUCCAGGUUGGGUCUUACUUUGUGGAGCAGUACUACCAUGUUCUUCGGCAACAACCUGACCUUGUUCACCAAUUUUACUCCGAAGCUAGCUCCAUGAUUCGGGUUGAUGGUGAUUCCUCUGAGACUGCUUCCACAAUGCUGCAAAUACAUACACUUAUCAUGUCGCUAAAUUUCACUGCAUUUUCAAUCAAGACGAUCAACUCAAUGGAUUCUUGGAAUGGGGGUAUUCUAGUAGUGGUUUCAGGUUCUGCAAAGUCAAAGGAGUUCAAUGGGAUCAGGAAGUUUGUGCAGACAUUUUUUCUUGCUCCUCAAGAGAAGGGUUACUUUGUUCUUAAUGACAUCUUUCAUUUCAUUGAGGAGGAGGAGAUAGUUCAGCACAAUCCGUUGCCUGUAAUAUCAGAAAAUAAAUUUGAAGCUGAACUAAGUGCUCCUAGCUCCAUUCCAGAGCCACCAGUUUCCGACUAUGUUUUGGAGGAGAAUGCAAGGGAGUAUGUGGACUCGGUUCAUAUAGAAGAUGAUCCAGUUGAUAAAUACAGCCUUCCUGAGCAACAGCAACAAGAAGAAUUUGAAUCCGAAGUUGUUGUGGAGGAGGCACCUGUGGAGGAUUUGGUUGCUUCGCAUCAAAAUGUGGUUAACAGUGUUCAGGAGCCUCUUUCUGCAGUGAUUGACGAACCCAUUGGGGAGCCAGAAAAGAGAACAUAUGCUUCCAUUUUGAGAGCUGCUAGAGCAGAAUCUGCGCAAUCAGCUAUUCCCCAACCAUCAUUUUAUCCAAGUGCUCCGGCUACUUCUGAGUGGAACCAUAUUCCAGAACCAGCCCCACAACAGAUAAACCCUGUACCAUCAUAUGCCCCUGAAUCUGGAGCAGAUACAAUGGAAGAAGGUUAUGGUGUGGAGGAUGAAGGUGAACCAAAAUCUGUCUACGUUAGAAACUUGCCACCCUCUGUUACUGAAGCUGAAAUUGAGCAAGAAUUUAAAACUUUUGGCAGAAUUCUACCUGAUGGGGUAUUCAUUAGGUCUCGUAAGGAAAUUGGGGUUUGUUAUGCUUUCGUUGAGUUUGAAGAUAUUCUUGGUGUUCAAAAUGCUCUAAAGGCGUCUCCAAUUCAAAUAGGUGGAAGGCAAGUCUACAUUGAGGAACGGAGGCCAAACAGCAGUGGUGCUCGGGGAGGAAGAAGGGGAAGAGGGAGAGGUAGUUACCAGUCAGAGGCCCCAAGAGGACGAUUUGGUUCUCGGAGUUUGGGUCGAGGAAGCAGCCAGGAUGGCAGUGACUAUGGUCGGUUGAGAGGCAACGGUUUCCCUCAGCGGGGUUACCACAAGGUUCAAUAGUAUCAUCAAUCAUCCAGUUGUUUGUGCAUAACCAUUAUGGAGAUGAAACUUUGGAGGAGUUUUUGAUAUGAAGGUGGUUACUAUGUUUGAUGGUUCAAAGAAAGCAAGCGUCUCCGGUGUGUGGUUUAGGGAAUUGGUUUGUACUUUGUGUUUUGAGCGUGUGAGUUGACGUUACUGAAAAUGUUAAUUUGUGAGGAACUAAUUAUUAAGUUAAGAUGGUAAUUUUCCCCCUUGGAUGGUUUUUGAGAUGCAAUUCAAGUGGGGAAAUUUUGGCAUUUCAAGUAAAAGCACUUGUUAGGCAAUGUGAGGGAAAAAGACUUAGAGAUGAUCUUUUUCAUUAAAUCUUAUACUGAACUUAUUUGCUUUUGCCCUA